Cuscuta campestris is the source of this 2391-nucleotide messenger RNA. NCBI's taxonomy places the organism in Eukaryota, Viridiplantae, Streptophyta, Magnoliopsida, Solanales, Convolvulaceae. The record is from the annotation of a GenBank genome assembly.
UCAUAUACGAUUAUUGUCUGUGUAGAUAGUUAACUUGUGUUAAUUGAACUUCAUUUCAGACAAUGUCUUUGUUAAUCCCUGUAAGUGCUCAUUUUGGAGCUCAGUACUCAGUUUGUUCUGACAUCCGUGAAGCCAUAAAAAACAUUGAGAAGAAAUUGAGUCCGGGCCAAUUGCAACAAUUUCGCAAGACUCCAAUUGGCCACUUCAUGGGGAUUAAGAACCUCCAAUUUUCUGGCCAGAUCAUUCACCAAAUGCUUUUGUUGCUUGUUGAGGAUCAACCUGACGAUGAAUUCUGGAUCCUUCGAAAUGGUGAAAUUGUCAAAUUCACUUUCAACGACUGGUGCAGAAUUACAGGGUUGCCGAACACAAAGAGGUACCCAGCUCUUAACGACAAAGAGCUUGGACAGAGCUCACUGUGUCACACAUUCUUAGGAGGGGAGGUCACGAAGUGCACCUUCAAGCAUGUCCGAGAGAAGUAUGUUGCAGCGGAGAAUAACAUGGAUUCGGAGAAAAUGGUUGACUUUUCCAUGCUCUACUUCAUUGAGUCUGUCCUUUUAGCAAAGGAUAGAUCUACAUGCAUCGAAUCAACCCAUUUGCAUCUUGUCGAAGAGCCCAAAAAGUUCAAAUCUUAUCCAUGGGCUUGGGAGUCGUACUUACUUACUAUACGACAUAUGAAAAGUGCAAUGGAUGGUCAGCCCGAAAAAUUUGAAAAUAAGAGCAAGGAAACCUCAAACUACAAAUCCUUGAAAUACACCUUCUAUGGUUUUCCAUUGCCUAUUCAGGUGUGGGCUUAUGAGUGUUUUCCGGAGUUGGUUGAAAAAAACCUUGCUCUAAAAGAGGGGACUUCUUCUUGUGAAAUUAUUAAUUGGGCAUCAAAGAAGUUUCCAAAAGUAGUGACACUUAAGGACAUUUUCUUUCGUGAUUUGCAACAAAAGAAGAAUUCUGAUGCCGAUACCCUUCGAGCCAUUAGAGAUUUGAGGAAAAGGAUUGAUGGAGUUGAAGUGAAGGUUGAUGCCAUCAAGCAGUUGUUGGUGGAGGUUGUUAUGAAGCUGAAUUCAAGUGGCCGAAGGAGAAGAUCUGUUAGAAUUCAGAGACAGAAGAGAGCAAGGACAAAGGCGGCUGCUGCGGAAGAUGAUGAGGAUUCAGAAGAAGAUGAUGAAAUCGAGGAGGGUGCUGAGAAAAAUGAGGAAGAGACUGGUUCUGAUGAAGAUGCAGAUGAGCCUCGGGAAAAUAAGGAGGAGAGUAUGGAAAUUGAGGACGACACUGAGGAGACGGGGGAAAAUGAAGAGGAGAAUGCGCUUGGGGAAAAUGAGGAUACUGAGCAAAAUGAGGAUGAGCACAGUCCUCUUGAGAAGUCUCACAAGGACGAGGAUCGUGCCGAAAUGGAGGGGACUGCUGAACAUGAACCCCAAGACAACAUGUUUGAAGAGGAUUCACAUAUGGUUGAAGUGGAUGACAAGGAGGAUGACGAUUUAGAUGAAGACAAGCUUCUCAUGGAAUUGACUCUCAACAAGGAAAAGCUGUUGGGUAAGGGAAAACCUGUGAUCAACGAACCGUUGCAGAAGAGAAAGAGACAAAAAUCAAAGUACUACUGCAGCCCUUUUACAGACCCCCGACCGCACAAUGUCUCUCCCACGACAAUUGAACUACACUCCAAAGGUGUUGGUCACGUCAAUCGAGACUUCUUCCGUGAUCUUAUAGAUCAGGAAAAAUGGCUAAGCAAUGAUCACCUGGAGGCUAUUAUGGACAAUAUGCUGGAAGUUCUCAAUGGGAUAGAGCGCAAGAACUACACUGCUGUUGGACCAGUGUUUGUGAACCACUUACUACGUAUGAGUGCCGAUGAAUGUGUGUGGUCUAAUGAUAAGUUCUUAAGAAAGUUUGAUUGGUCUGGCGUUGAAAAGAUUUUUUUGCCCGUUAAUGGAGAUGGGAGGCAUUAGCUUCUAGCUGAAAUAGAUCUCUUACGAAAUCAAGUUCGAGUUUACGACUCCUUGAAAGGGCCGAAAUCCUCAUUCUACGUUAAAGAAGUAGUAAGAAGAAUACCCCCCCUACUUCGCACGGUUAAGGGUGUGGGUGCAAACACUUUGGAGAAGGAAUGGGAAACAUUUGUUGUCAAUGGUAUUCCGCAACAAGACUCUAGGUAUGGCAAUUGUGGAGUGAUGGUCCUUGCAUAUCUAGAGUAUUUGUUGGUUGGCUUACCAUUAAGUCCAGACUGCAGUUCUGAACACAUGCCUGAUUUCCGAUGUCAAUUUGCAGCUAGGUUAUGGCGUGGAAGGAAAACUACCAAUAUUUAGCUUUUUUAAUUUACAAUUGUAGGGAUCUCACAUAUGUUUGUGAAACUCUUUGUAAUGUAUUUUUUGGGGAAACACUUGUUAAUGAACAAUCUGUUACUGU